GUGGUGGUUAGGGUAGUUUCGUGAGGAGUAUAUAAGCCAAGAGAUCCUCACCGUGUGAAUUAGGGCGUAAAAGAAAAACGAAGCCGUAGAAGAGGGCUCUUUUUUGUGUGGAGCGCUUACUUAUCCUUUUUUGAACCACCACCACCACCACCGGUGGUUAAUUUUGUGUUUUGAAAAAAAAUUAGGGCGGAAGAGAUGGAUCGGUACCAGAGAGUGGAGAAGCCGAGAGUGGAGACGCCAAUCGAUGAGAACGAGAUUAGGAUUACCAGUCAGGGCAGGAUGCGCAACUACAUCACCUACGCCUUGACCCUGCUUCAGGAAAAAGGAUCGGACGAAAUUGUGUUCAAGGCUAUGGGAAGAGCCAUCAACAAGACUGUAACGAUUGUGGAGUUAAUCAAGAGAAGAAUUGUUGGUCUUCACCAGAACACGACAAUUGGAUCUACAGACAUAACUGAUAUCUACGAACCCCUUGAGGAAGGCCUUGAUACUUUGGAGACAACAAGGCAUGUGUCGAUGAUUGUGAUAACACUGUCUAAGAAGGAAAUAAAUCAAUCCUCCAUCGGGUAUCAGCCACCUUUACCUGCUGAGCUUGUGAAGGCAUCAACAGAGAUUGAUUAUGAAGGAGAGGGCACACCAAAUGGUCGUGGCCGUGGCCGUGGACGUGGCAGAGGAAGGGGAAGGUUUAGAGGGAAUGGCUUUGUCUCAACUGAAUAUGACGAUGGAGGCUACGACCGCAGUCAGGGUAACUUUAGGGGUAGGGGCCGUGGGAGAGGACGUGGUGUGCGAGGCCGUGGAAGAGGAGGGUACAAUGGUCCCCAGUUUGAUGCUCAGCAAGAUGGAGGAUACUAUGAAGAAGCACCUGCUCAAGGUGGCCGCGGUCGUGGCCGUGGGAGGGGAGGAUAUCGUGGAAGGGGACGUGGCUAUAGGUCAAAUGGGCCGAUCCAGGCAGCUGCUUGAGGUGCGAUAUGAGCGUCGUUGGAACAUCAUACAAAAAAUGGCCAGUGUCUAAUAAUGGGCGCCUUAUCUUAUCAAAUAUCUAUGUUUACAAGUUUCCGUUUUCCUAUGUCGUUUAUUAUUACCCCUGGUAUGGCAGACUUAUUAUUAACUGUAAGGUAUGAUCCCUGUAGAUUUAGUUUAGAGUUCCAUGAGGGAAUCCCUCUGUUUUGUCGUGUAGAUUAGGUGAGAUGUUUGAACAGUUGUAAUUUUCCAUCUGGAUUGAUAAGCGUAUUCUUUUA
Molecule: messenger RNA, 1235 nt
Organism: Pyrus x bretschneideri (Chinese white pear)
Lineage: Eukaryota; Viridiplantae; Streptophyta; Magnoliopsida; Rosales; Rosaceae
Product: ribonuclease P protein subunit p25-like protein
Exons: 9
Coding region: 196-957 (253 amino acids)
Molecular function (GO): RNA binding
Source: RefSeq, a predicted model, not a curated record